UUCAGCAUUCAUUUCCGCUUCUUACUGUUACCUCAUUCUAAAGAGAAAUGGGGGCCUUGAGAAAUAUUAUGAAUCCCUUCUGCACUUUCUUGUUUUUAUGCAUGUUGUUGCACGUAGCGAGCUCAAUGCCAAAAACAAGUGCAAAAACUCAUUAUCAUGGUUUUAUUAUUCAAGCAACACCGGUGAAGAGAUUGUGCAAAACCCAUAACACUAUUACAGUCAAUGGAAUGUACCCUGGACCAACAUUGGAAGUGAACAAUGGUGACACUCUAGUGGUCAAAGUCGUUAAUAGAGCUCGAUACAAUGUCACCAUUCACUGGCAUGGGGUGCGACAAUUGAGAACCGGAUGGGCUGACGGGCCAGAAUUUGUGACUCAAUGUCCUAUUAGACCAGGACACAGUUAUACUUACAGAUUUACAAUUCAAGGACAAGAAGGAACACUUUGGUGGCAUGCCCAUAGCUCAUGGCUUAGAGCCACCGUCUAUGGGGCCUUGAUUAUUCGCCCACGCCCCGGAGAGUCCUAUCCCUUCCCCAAGCCAAAGCAUGAAACCCCUCUUCUUCUUGGUGAGUGGUGGGAUGCGAACCCAAUUGAUGUUGUGAGGCAAGCCACAAGAACAGGAGCUGCACCAAAUGUGUCCAAUGCUUACACCAUCAAUGGUCAACCUGGUGAUCUUUAUAACUGCUCCAAAAAAGAUACAAUCGUAGUUACCGUGAAAACCGGCCAAACAAAUCUCCUUAGAGUCAUUAACUCAGCACUCAAUCAGCAACUUUUCUUCAAAAUAGCCAACCACAAGCUCACGGUAGUUGGGGCCGAUGCUUCUUACGUCAAACCCUUCACCACCUCGGUUCUGAUGCUCGGACCGGGCCAGACAACCGAUGUCCUGAUCACUGCUAAUCAGCCACCAACCAAGUACUACAUUGCAGCACGUGCCUAUGCUAGUGCUCAAGGUGCACCAUUUGAUAAUACCACCACCACAGCCAUACUUGAAUACGAAACUGCCCCUUGCCUAGCAAAAUGCACCUCGACCAAGCCAGUUAUGCCAUCUCUACCUGCAUUUAACGACACUGCCACUGCAACUGCCUUCACAAAAAGCUUGAGAAGCCCGAGAAAAGUCGAAGUACCCAAAGAAAUUGAUGAGAAUAUCUUCAUUACAGUUGGUUUAGGACUCAAUAAUUGCCCCCGUGGUGCCAGACGCAGAAAUUGUCAAGGACCAAAUGGGACUCGAUUCACUGCCAGCAUGAACAAUGUAUCUUUUGUGCUUCCAUCCAACUUUUCCCUGCUGCAGGCACAUCAACAACAUAUACCUGGAAUAUUCACAACUGAUUUUCCAGCAAAUCCACCUAGGAAAUUUGAUUAUACCGGUAAUGUAAGCCGGUCACUGUGGCAACCUGCCCGUGGGACUAAGGUGUACAGACUAAAGUAUGGAGCAAGAGUACAGAUAGUGUUGCAGGGAACAAGUAUCUUCACAGCUGAGAACCAUCCUAUUCAUCUUCAUGGAUAUGACUUCUAUAUCGUUGCUGAAGGAUUUGGAAAUUUCAAUCCAAAAAGAGACACAGCCAAAUUCAAUCUUGUUAAUCCACCACAGCGAAAUACAGCUAGUGUACCUGUUGGUGGAUGGACAGUGAUCAGAUUUGUCGCCGAUAAUCCAGGAAUCUGGCUGAUGCACUGUCACUUGGAUGUUCACAUUACCUGGGGUUUGGCAAUGGCUUUCUUGGUGGAAAAUGGAGUUGGAGAACUGCAAACAUUAGAGCCACCUCCUGCAGAUCUUCCCCUCUGUUAAUAGCAUCAACAAGAGGGCAUCUUAGACAAAAUUCAACGAUUCGGAAGAAGAAUCAAUAUUAGUCUGGUCAUAACAUAUGAGUUUUAUGGUUACUUCCCCACAUUGGGGACUAGUCUUUAUUUUUCUUGUUCCAUUUGUUUCCUUGGUUAACAUGCAACCAGGUCACACAAGACUGUAACGUUUACUGCACAGGGCACAAUCUAUUGAUGAUCCUGACUAGUUCUUUGAUUGUAGUAGUAUUGUUUCCUAGAGCUAUUAAUAGGAAAUAUUUUGAAUUUCAA
Olea europaea var. sylvestris is the source of this 2062-nucleotide messenger RNA. Its product is annotated as laccase-12-like. Gene Ontology annotation, cellular component: apoplast. The record is from RefSeq and is a predicted model, not a curated record. Gene Ontology annotation, molecular function: hydroquinone:oxygen oxidoreductase activity; copper ion binding. The transcript is spliced from 6 exons. NCBI's taxonomy places the organism in Eukaryota, Viridiplantae, Streptophyta, Magnoliopsida, Lamiales, Oleaceae. The coding region runs from base 48 to 1781 and encodes 577 amino acids. Gene Ontology annotation, biological process: lignin catabolic process.